AUGCAGAAAAAUCCAGAAUACAACUACCACUCCCAAUGUGAGAAGGUAAAAAUCACAAACCUUAGCUUUGCUGAUGAUUUACUCUUAUUUGCUCGAGGAGACUUCAUUUAUGUGGAUCUCAUGAUGAAGACUUUCCAUAGCUUUUCAGCGGCUACUGGGUUAAAGAUGAAUGCUAGUAACUGUAAGAUUUAUUUUGGCAGUAUGGAUGAGAACACCAAGCAGGAAAUAAAACUAUUAACAGGUUUUCCUGAAGGGCCACUCCCAUUCCGAUACUUAGGAGUCCCUAUAACAACUAUGAAAAUGAACUGUCAUCAUUAUACGGGUUUGGUAAAGAAAAUAGUUGGGAGGAUAACUCAUUGGAGAGCUCGAAUAUUAAGCUAUGCAGGCAAAAUUCAAUUACUGAAGAGCAUCACGUUUGCAGUCACCAACUAUUGGAUGCAAUGCUUUCCCCUCCCUAAGCAUGUGAUCCACAAAAUAGAUGCGAUUUGUCGUAGUUUUAUGUGGACAGGUGGCAAGGAAAUAAGCAGAAAAUCACCAAUCUCGUGGGAUAAAGUCUGUAGGCCGAAAUGCAAUGGUGGAAUGAAUUUAAUUUCUCUGCAAAUCUGGAAUCAGGCUACAUUAUCUAAGCUGCUCUGGAGCAUAAGCUGUAAAGCCGACAGUCUUUGGGUUCGUUGGGUUCAUGCCUAUUACCUGAAGAAAGACAAAAUUAUGGAUGUGAAGAUUAGAAUAAGCUGCUCUUGGAUCUUAAAAGCAAUUCUAAAGCAGAGAGACAAUGUAAAUAACAUGCAGGUUUGGCAUAUGAUGCGGUAG
Vicia villosa (hairy vetch) is the source of this 810-nucleotide messenger RNA. RefSeq lists its product as uncharacterized. Bases 1 to 810 code for a protein of 269 amino acids. NCBI's taxonomy places the organism in Eukaryota, Viridiplantae, Streptophyta, Magnoliopsida, Fabales, Fabaceae. The transcript has a single exon. The record is from RefSeq and is a predicted model, not a curated record.